Pseudopodoces humilis (Tibetan ground-tit) is the source of this 2597-nucleotide messenger RNA. RefSeq names its product interleukin 33 receptor (gene IL33R). NCBI's taxonomy places the organism in Eukaryota, Metazoa, Chordata, Aves, Passeriformes, Paridae. The record is from RefSeq and is a predicted model, not a curated record. Gene Ontology annotation, molecular function: interleukin-33 binding; interleukin-1 receptor activity. Gene Ontology annotation, biological process: signal transduction.
GUACAAGCUAAGAAGAGAAAUCUCUGCAAAAGACCCAUCCACAGAGAACAAGCCACUUCUCUGCUUUCUGAAUUUUCCAAAUGAGUUUAAGAAUAACCCUCUGGAUAUUAUUAAACCUUCUGAAAGAAGAAACUUUCCGUAUCAAUACAAAGCUGAUGAUAUUUCUAAAAGUUCAGAACUGAGUUUGCUCUGAAUUGCAGACUUGGCAAAAACAUAGUACUUGAUAAGUCUUGUCAAUGUUUAUUUAGUCUGGAAGUUUUUGGCACUGAAAUAAAAAUUCCUUGCAUGCCUGUAGGACCCUGUGACUGCUGCUUACUCAUACACCACAAUAGAACCCACUGCUCUGUGAUCUGCUGUGAAGAACUGAAUUCAAGGCUUUUUAAUGUUGAUCCUAUGGAAGGUGAGGCUUUAGUUAUAAAAUGUCCCAAAUGGAAUUCAUCUGUGAAAAUCACUUGGUAUCGCAUGGAUACUCACCAAAUAAUUCCUGCGGAAGAAGAGGGAUCACGAGUAUUUUCCGUAGAACAUUAUCUUUGGUUUCUGCCAAUUUCUAGAGAGGAUUCUGGAAACUACACUUGUGUAACACAUUUUAAUCGCACAAAGUCAUACAACAUGAGUGUGCAAGUGCACUCAUACAAGCCAGGAGAAUGCUUCCCAAGUCGGAUUCAUUACGCAAAUGACACUCGAAGAGGAAAAAUUGCUUGUCCUACCAUUGAUAACUAUAAGAAUGCUACUAUUGUCCAGUGGUAUAAGGACUGCAAACCUCUUCAGGGACAGAGAUACUUCACGAAAGAAAAUUAUCUCUUUAUUGAGAAUCCAAGAACAGAGGAUAAUGGUUAUUAUACUUGUAAAUUUAUUUAUACCCAUAAAGGAAAUGUGUUUAAUGUAUCAGCAACAAGAAUUUUCAUCAGUGAGGUGAAAUACUCACUUCUACCACCUCAAAUCAUAUUUCCAAAGAAUAAAGAUGUAGUAGAAGCAGAACUUGGUGCUGCUUUGUCUCUGAAAUGUCAGGCCCGCCUGGGGAUUAAGAAACAGCCACUGUCUGCUGUCAGAUGGGAUGUGGAUAACAUCCCAGUGGAAAACCUUGAUUUUUCAAGAUUUCAUGAAGAAACUCAUUUUUUUGAUGGACAUGAGCAAGUAUACUAUGAGGAGACCACUUUGAAUAUUACUGAAGUAAAAAAGGAGGAUCUGCAGUCGAAUUUCACAUGCAUUGCACUGAACACAAUGUACAACACAAGAGUCACGGUGACAUUACAACUCAAAGAGCAACCUGAGGAGGUUCUUCCUAAUGUCCUCCUGAUCACAGGAUCUCUGGUUCUGCUAAGUGCAAUAGCAAUCUCAGUUAUCCUUUACCAGUCUUUCCGAGUUGAUAUCGUCCUCUUGUAUCGGGAGAUAUUCCAGCCCUACUCAGUCAAGGAUGAUGGGAAGAUAUACGAUGCAUAUGUAGUCUACCCCAAAACCCACACCAGUGAAGCUAAUUUUGUGGAAUAUUUUGUUUACCAAAUCAUGCCAGAUAUUCUAGAAAAUAAAUGUGGAUAUAAAUUGUGUAUUUAUGGGAGAGAUAUAUAUCCUGGGGAAGAUGCAGCCAGUGCGAUUGAGAAGAGGAUGCAGAAGAGCAGACGGCUGAUCAUCCUGCUAACACACCAGCUGAUUAAUUCUAAAGAGGAUGCUUAUGAUCAACACAUUGCUUUAUACAACGCCCUCAUUCAAAAUGACACCAAGGUGAUCCUUCUGGAAAUGGAGACAAUUGGGACUUACGAGAAUCUUCAGGAAUCUCUUAGGUUUAUUAUUAAGCAUCAAGGUACCAUCAAAUGGAAAGAGGAGCACACGGUGCACCCACAGUCACCCAAUUCUAAGUUCUGGAAGCAGGUGAGGUACCAUAUGCCACUGACACGCAGGCCCUCACACUCGGCUAACACCAGGUGAACAGUCCUGGAAAACAGUGCUGCAGUAUCACUACAGGCCCACAGCUGUUUUUCCUUUCAGAAGGUACAUGACUGCACAGUCUGGAGGUCUGGCUCUGUUUUUUGAACAUUUUUUAGUCCUUCGAUUGAGUAAUGAUGGGGUAAAUUGAUGCAAGAGGUCUAGGAAUGUUUUAUAGGUAUGAGAGAUCUGUAAAGAAAUAAUUCUAGAUUGUGUGGAGAAUUUUGCAUGCCACAGAAAGUGAAACGUACCUGUACUCUUUCUAUACAUAGUUAUAUAUUUAUCUAUAUCUAUAUAUAAUAUAUAUAACAGAAAGUUAUGAUUGUGAUUAACUGAAUGCCUUGCAGGUUUACUUCAUCUUCCUAAAGCAGUUGAUAACAUAUAAAUGCCUUCUGUAUUAUUUGACUAGAAAGUAUAAUGUGUAUUUUGCAACUAGAAAGUAUUUUAAAAGAAAGCUUUUGUUAACUUUUUUUUCUGACACUUAUUCCUUUUUUAUUUAAUAGUGAUACUGACAAGAUGAAAUUUUAUUUUCCCUUAGUAUGGAAAAAUACUAAACAAAUAAAAAUACCCUCACUAAAGGGUCUUUUGAGAAUGAUGUGAAUAUAGCAGUAAAAAAAUGCAGUGUUAAGGGAAAUAAAUACAUUGAUAUAUCUACAUGUCUAUAUCUAUAUAUAAAU